AUGUUAUCUGGUCGAUUUUAUGAUUAAGUAUAUGAACCAUAAUCUUAAAGAGUUAUUAAUAAUUUUAAAGAUAAAAAAGUUACUUUCAACAAGGAGUCACCAAAAUUAUAAUAAAGACUAUUAAGAAAAAUUGAUGAUAAAGGUAUAUCUACAAAGGAGAGUAGUUAACCUAAGAGUAUUUUGAAAAGAAAAGGAUCAAACAGUAGCAGUAAACAUUAAGACAUAUUUGAUUUUUUUGAAUCAGUCGAAGUAGAAUAAUAAUAUGUUAUUCGAAACAAUAAACAUGUUAUACUUGCACCUUUACAAUCUUCAAUUACUUUAUCUCCAAAAAAGAUUGACACUGUAUCUCCUAAGAGAGUAUCAUUUAAUAGAAGGAUAUAAGUGAAAAUAAUAUGUGAUGAUGAUUAGAUUGAUAUUAAGUAAUCUAUAAGUAGACAUUCAUUUAGAAGAUAAUUGACUGAUUUUAUAAAUUGAUAAGAUUAUAUUUAUAUAUAAAUAUAUAUAUGUAAAAUAAUUAAAUCAUUUACUCUUAACCUCAAGAAAAAAGAUCAUUAUUAUCUAGAUUGUGUUCUUGUUUUGAAUAUUUCAAAAAGAAUCCUAAGUUAGAGAAUUAAUAUCAUCCAGAAAUAGAUAGUCCAAAAUCUUCAUUUAUUGUAUAAGACUGGGAUUUUUAUAUAGGGUCAAAGGAAAAUAAUUGUUUUGGAUUUAGAUGAAACAUUAGUGCAUAGUUAAUUUUAGCAUUUUGAUUCUUAUGAUUUGGCUCUUGAUGUAAUUGAUAUAUUAGAACUAGAUUGUUGUUUAAUAACAGAAUUUUAAGGUAUUUGUUAUUGUUCGUCCUGGUGUUAAACAAUUCUUUGAUUAACUUAAUCAUUUUUAUGAUAUUAUAUUAUGGACAGCUAGUUUAAAAGAAUAUGCCAUGCCUGUAAUGGAUUAUAUUGAUCCAGAUAGAAAAGCAAUUGAAAGAUUAUUUAGAGAUAGUUGUACACCUUUAAAAAAUGGUUUAACUAAGGAUUUAACUAAGUUGGGAAGAGAUCUUAAAGAUAUUAUUAUUGUUGAUGUACUAAUAAUAUUAUUUUAACAUUUAGAAUUCAGUUUUCUCUUUUAUUAUGAAUCCUGAGAAUGGAUUUAAGAUUAAGGAUUUCUUUUAUGAUAAAUCUGAUAAAGAACUAGAAACAAUAUUGCCUUUUUUAAUUUGGAUAUCAUAAGUAUGGUGAUCAACUACUAAAUAAGUUGUCUGAUGUAAGACCAGUUUAAAUACAAUAUGGAGAGUUUUAAAAUAGAAAGAGAUUAGAAAAAAAGAGUGAUGAAUAACAAAACUUAUAUGGAAUAUCAAAAUCUGUAAUAAUUGAAAGAAAGAAAGUUAAUAGGAAUAGUUUUAUAAAGACUUUGACUGAAUAAAUAAUAGAUAAAAGAGGAAAGGAUGAUACUAAUGAAAGUGAUAAAGAAACCUUUGAAAUUGGUAAUUGA
Messenger RNA from Paramecium primaurelia, 1467 nucleotides. The record is from the annotation of a GenBank genome assembly. NCBI's taxonomy places the organism in Eukaryota, Ciliophora, Oligohymenophorea, Peniculida, Parameciidae.